Molecule: messenger RNA, 904 nt
Organism: Durio zibethinus
Lineage: Eukaryota; Viridiplantae; Streptophyta; Magnoliopsida; Malvales; Malvaceae
Product: large ribosomal subunit protein uL30y-like
Biological process (GO): maturation of LSU-rRNA from tricistronic rRNA transcript (SSU-rRNA, 5.8S rRNA, LSU-rRNA)
Cellular component (GO): cytosolic large ribosomal subunit
Molecular function (GO): RNA binding; structural constituent of ribosome
Source: RefSeq, a predicted model, not a curated record
CUAAAAACCCUAGAGUCUAAAAAUCGAUAUAUUUGUUAGAUUAUUAGAUUUGCACAAACCCUAACAUCGCCUUUAGCUCUGCCGUAUCCGAUCCACAGUUCUAGAGAUGGGUGAGGAAGUUAAGGCUCUGAUUCCUGAGUCACUCUUGAAGAAGAAGAAGAGGAAUGAAGAGUGGGAGCUUGCCAAAAAGCAAGAGCUUUUAGCUGCAAAGAAGAAGAGAGUCGAGAACCGCAAGCUGAUUUACGCUAGGGCUAAGCAAUAUGCAAAGGAGUAUGAGGCUCAGGAAAAAGAGUUGAUUCAAUUGAAGCGGGAGGCGAAGUUGAAAGGAGGAUUCUAUGUCGAUCCUGAAGCUAAGCUUUUGUUUAUUAUUCGAAUUCGUGGUAUCAAUGCCAUGCAUCCAAGGACAAGAAAGAUUCUGCAGCUCUUGCGGUUGAGACAGAUUUUCAAUGGUGUUUUUCUUAAAGUGAAUAAGGCAACAAUGAACAUGCUUCACCUGGUUGAACCUUAUGUGACUUACGGAUACCCUAAUCUCAAGAGUGUGAGGGAAUUGAUUUACAAAAGAGGUUAUGGGAAGUUGAACAAGCAGAGAGUUGCUUUGACUGGCAAUGAAAUCGUUGAGCAGGCUUUGGGCAAGUUAGGUAUCAUCUGUGUGGAAGAUCUCAUCCAUGAGAUAAUGACUGUGGGACCUCAUUUUAAGGAGGCCAACAACUUCCUCUGGCCCUUUAAGCUCAAGGCACCAUUGGGUGGUCUGAAGAAGAAGAGAAACCACUAUGUUGAAGGUGGAGAUGCUGGCAACCGCGAGAAUUACAUCAAUGAGCUAAUUAGGAGAAUGAAUUAAAGUUGGUCUAUUUGUUAAUUUAGUGGUUUGAUUUCGUAUAUCUGGAAGGCUCCUGAUUUUAAUUUC